AACUUGGAAAGAGAGAGAGAGAGAGACCCACCGCAACCCACAAUAACCGAGGCCUCCCUUCUCUUUCAGUUUUUUCUUCUUGGCUUCUUUGUCUGAUAAAACCGUCAUCAACCCCCUCUCUCUCUCUCUCUCUCUCCCCUUGGCUACUCUCUUUUUCUUUCAUUAUUUUCCAUUUUAUUGUUCUCUUUUCCCUGCAAAUAUUUAAUAAUUGAUAUACGUUGAAGGCAUAUUUGCUUGAAGAGCUGAAAGAUAUCAUCUUGAUCGUUUGAUCUAUGGAACAGCUUGUUAACUUCAUCAUUCGGCCACCAAGAGCUGAAUAUGACCCCAAAAGUGAUUUAUUGGAUCAAGAGUUCAUGCUGAAAGGGAAAUGGUAUCAACGGAAGGAUGUAGAGAUAAAAAACAGUCGGGGUGAUGUUCUUCAAUGCAGCCAUUACAUUCCCAUAGUCAGUCCUGAAGGAAAGCCUCUGCCAUGUGUAAUAUAUUGUCAUGGAAACAGUGGAUGUAGGGCUGAUGCCAGUGAAGCUGCUAUAAUUUUGCUUCCUUCAAAUAUUACAGUUUUUGCUUUGGAUUUCUCGGGAUCUGGACUUUCUGGAGGGGAGCAUGUCACUCUAGGCUGGAAUGAGAAGGAUGAUCUGAGGGCAGUGGUCAACUAUCUGCGGGAUGAUGGAAAUGUCUCUUUGAUUGGAUUGUGGGGCCGCUCAAUGGGAGCUGUAACUAGUCUUAUGUAUGGAGCUGAGGAUCCUUCAAUUGCGGGGAUGGUUUUAGACAGUCCCUUCUCUGAUUUGGUUGAUUUGAUGAUGGAACUUGUUGAUACUUAUAAAGUCCGUCUGCCAAAGUUCACUGUGAAGUUUGCAAUCCAGUACAUGCGAAGAGCAAUCCAAAAGAAGGCAAAAUUUGACAUAAUGGAUCUCAAUACCAUUAAGGUGGCAAAAUCUUGUUUUGUACCAGCUCUACUUGGGCAUGCUAUUGAUGAUGAUUUUAUAAACCCUCACCACUCUGAUAGUAUAUUUGAGGCUUAUAUGGGAGACAAAAACAUAAUUAAAUUUGAGGGAGAUCACAAUUCUCCUCGUCCUCAGUUUUACUUUGAUUCCAUAAACAUCUUUUUUCACAAUGUUUUGCAACCUCCAGAGGAUGAGGUUGGGGAAUCAAUUUUUGAGACCGUGAACGAUUACUUUGGUAAGGAUGUUUGGAGAUCUGUGCAUGAAUUAGGCUAUAGCAAUGAAUCAUCAUCCAAAAACAAAGAUACAGAAUCAUCAACUUGCAGUACAAUAGAUGCCAUUAAGCAAGUCCGUUCAAGACGACCGAUGAGUAGGAUGGAGGUUCCAUCUGAUAUUUCUUCAAAAGAUGAGCAUCGUGAACAUGAGCAGGAAAAGAAGUGCGGUGAUCUUUCCCCAUCGUCCUCAUCAAUGAUAAGCUUUGAAUUGUCAAAUGGUCAUCCCUAUGGUCCCCAUGUUCCAACCGCGUUGGAUGAUGAUCAGUUUGUGGAAUAUCCUCUUGAUGACCUUGCAGGUUUUCCAUCUAGCGCAGAGGAGGAAGAAAGAAUGUUCAUGGAAGCAGUGAUGGAGUCAUUGAAGGACCUGGAAGUACGAAAUCCACAGGCAGAACAACCACCGGCUAGUACCGUGUCUGUAGGGCCAUCAGAUAAAGAUGACUCACGUGCUUCUUCCCAGGAGAUUUCUAAACCUAUGGAGACAGAAUCCUUAUUAGUCAAACACAACACAGAUUCAAAAUCUAAAACCAUUUCCUUUGCAUCAGAAGAAUGUGUACCUUUGAAAACUGAGUCAAAUUCCGUUUCAGUGAACCAUUCCCAAAAUUUAGCGUCCAAGCAAAGUCCAGUACCAAGUCCUUCAUUAGGGGGAGCACUGCAGCUGCCACCGCCGCCAUCAUCACCAUCGGAAACAUCAUCAGUAACUGAGUCCAGCAAUUCAAGUGAUUCAGCUCGCUGUGAUAGUUCUGCUACUUUACAAAGUUCUUCAGACACUGACAUAUCGCAUAAUACGAAAGCCACAGUAACAGUUGUUAGGAAUCCUGCAGGCCACGUCAUGGACGGCUUAAUGCGUCGUUGGGAUUUCAAUUUUUUUAAAAAUAGUCAGAACCGGUAAGAUGAGAGAUUCUCUUUUAUCAUGGUUGGCUUUACAUUGUUUUUGUAACUAUAAAAAAUCAUAGUUUGUACCAAAGAAAUAGGUUGCUCGUGUGUAAAUUUAGUGUGUUUAGAUUCUUAUCUAACAAAUCAUCCAAUAUUCUUUGACUGUAAGUGAUAAUUGGCAU
This is a messenger RNA of Gastrolobium bilobum, 2268 nucleotides long. RefSeq lists its product as uncharacterized. The record is from RefSeq and is a predicted model, not a curated record. Bases 273 to 2102 code for a protein of 609 amino acids. The transcript is spliced from 14 exons. NCBI's taxonomy places the organism in Eukaryota, Viridiplantae, Streptophyta, Magnoliopsida, Fabales, Fabaceae.